Messenger RNA from Effrenium voratum, 1861 nucleotides. The record is from the annotation of a GenBank genome assembly. Lineage: Eukaryota; Dinophyceae; Suessiales; Symbiodiniaceae.
CCCUCUUGAGGGAAGCUGCUCGGAUUUCUUCCGCAGCGAUGGCUGAGCGGAGCCUUUUGGUACAGCUUCUGCUGGAGGAGCGCCGCAAGCGCUUGGACUUCAGCCCGCGGCACCUCUCCUUCUCCCGGCAUCAGGACUCUGAGCGCACCAUUUCCGCGCCGAGUACCUUUGAGCGGCCGGAUGAGGCUUGCAGGCAUUGCGGAGGGGACGUGCUGCUCGACUCCGCCUUCUGUCGGCAUUGUGGCCAGCAGCAAGAACGGCCGGAGGUUCUUGCCUUUGACAGCGAGGCCAGUCGAGCAAGCAAAGGCCAAGCAACUCCCCGUGGCUUCCAAGAAAGAGUCCGCGAGUGGUCACAACAGCACCAAAUGUCGCUCCGAAAGCAGGACCUGGCACGGCGAAAGCAGGAGGCGCGGCUCAAAGAGCAGUGCACCUUCCAGCCGGCCAUCAACGGCAAGUCGGAGCUCUUCGCGCGGAGGGCGCGCGGCUGCUACGCGGAGGCGCUGCCCCAGAGGCUCUACAACGAUGCCCAGAGGAGGUCCACUUUGCGCAACAAGGCCAAGGAGCUCCUUGAUGCGGAAGACCUAUACCAAUGCACAUUCACACCGCAGAUCAACCAUCGAUCUGACAAUGGGCGUGUACCGCUGCAUUUGCGAACAAAGGCAAUUCAGCAAAUGAAGCAGGACCGCUUGAAGGCGAGCCAGGAGGAACAGCAGCAAAGUCAGCAGGGCUCGUUCCGGCCCUGCAUUUCUGCUCGAAGUCAACGUCUGGCCCAAAACCGCCGGAGACAGGACCGGUCCAGAAGCCUUGACUCGCGUAGAGCUGCCAGCGCUGAGCCUUGCACCAGGCCGAGGCUGUGCGAGGCUCCUCCUGCCUUCAUCGCCCGGCAAGAGAGCUUCGAGAAGGAGAAGCAAUUCCGGAUGCAGGUGCGUCGCCAGCAUGCCCUCGCAGACUGCACCUUCCAGCCCAGGAUCAGCGCGUCGAGCGAGCAGCUCACCAGCUGCAACGCCGAGCUGAUUGGCGAGACGCCGGAGGAGAGGAUACAACGACUGGCCGUGAAGGACGUGAGCCGCAGACGACUUGAGCAGCAGAAGCUGCAAGAGGCCUUGUACAGGGAGUGCACCUUCCAGCCGGCGCUGAGCCCCAACUCAGAGACGAUUGCCAGUGCCCGAAGGGCAAGCUCUCCUUCGCGAGGUGUGCACCUGCGGCUGUACGAAGAAGGAGUGGAGAAGGAGCGCGCGAAAGCCAUUCCGCUGGCUCAAGAGUGCAGCUUUAAGCCUCAGCUGGACCCACGAGCCUCGAAGCGCUUCGCGCACGUGAAGCCCCACUACUCCUCCCCGGACGACAUCAGCGACAGCAUCCGGCAGCAGCAGGAGCGCAAGGCUGAGCAGCUGCUCGAGAGGCACGCGGAGAGGGAGCGCGCGGAGGUGGCGGGCUGCACGUUCCGACCCGAGCUGCGGGAGGUGUUGGACUCUCAGCCGGUGGUGGUCAGCGGCCUGGGCCGCUUCUUCGAGCUCCGCAGCCUGGCGCAGAGGCAGCAAGAAGAGCAACUGCAGCGCGAAUCCAAAGUCUUUCACAGGGAAGCCAAAGUGCCCACAGGCAUCACCAUCCCCGAACCCUUCGCCUUGUCUUCGGGAAACCGAUCUGCAAGGAGCAUGUCGGAGAUGAGUUGGUGCUAGGCCUCGCUUGCAGCCUGAAGCGUGUGCGGCCCCAUCGACAGCCAACGCCAUAAUUCAAAAGUCAGGCCCUGCAGGAGCCCGGAGCCGAGCUCGGGCCGAAUUGAAGCUCUCCGCAAGAAAAGCGGGAAAAAGGCAGCAGACUCGCGUCCGAUGGAAAACUCGAGCAGUUCAUGCACAGACAAGUG